Molecule: messenger RNA, 14897 nt
Organism: Cinara cedri
Lineage: Eukaryota; Metazoa; Arthropoda; Insecta; Hemiptera; Aphididae
Source: the annotation of a GenBank genome assembly
UGUGUUUGUCGGUCAGUCGGUGAUGAAUUGUUGCUGAGAAAUUUUCUAUUUUUUUGUUAAAAAGUAAAAACCAAAAGUCUGAGUGUUCACGGGAAAUAUUUUUUUUAUAUGCAAAAUUGGAGUAAAAUUAUUUUUGUAGUAUUGAAUGUAUUUAUGAUUCCUUUAUUAUUACCUCUCGUGAAAAAUUUUUAUGUAGUAUUCUUAUCAGUAAUCAUCACCAUUCAUAGGAUUUUAGAUAUUCUGGAUUAAUCAAAAUUUAAGGUAUUUAUAUAUAUAUAUAUAUAUAUAUAUUUAUAUUAUUUAUUCUGGUAUUGGUUUUUUUACUUAUGAAUAAUAGUGCAAUAAAAUAUUUUUCAAUUAUGAAUAUUUUUUUUUUGUAAACAUUCUACCUAGUGAUGUGUAGCAUAAUAUUAAUGAUUUUGUCCAGGGUUUUGCUUAAAUUGUAAUUUACCAAUUUAUUAAAUACCACCUUAUAUUUAUUUACUUAUUAGCAUUAGAACUUUUAAGUGUCAAAAGCUACUUAUCUAUUUGAAAUUGAUUAUACUUUUUUGAAUACUUAUAAUCAAAACUUGAUGAAUGGCUCAUUGCUGAUAAAGCACAAUAAAUUAUUCAGCAUGUUUGCAUGUUACUAUUAAGUUUUUCAUAAAGCCUAUAAGUAAUGAUUUCAGUAAACUGUAAAUCAUUGUUUAAAUGUAUUCAUUAAUAUGGUUGGGUUUUAAGUAUUGUUUUAAAUUGACCUAAAUAAAGUUAAUUAAACCUGGAAGUUGUGUUGUAAUUUAAAAUAAUAAUAAAAAAAAAAAAAUUAAAAUGCAUUGUUAUCUGUGGUUUGAUUAAUAAUUAAAUUUUUUUUAAACAAUACAUUUUGAAAAAUUUAUUUUAUUGGCUGCAUUAAAAUUAUGUGUUGGGUUUUUUUAUAUGUCUGACUUGUGCUCAUGAAUGGGAGCAAUUGGUCAAGUUGUGUAAAACAAUUAGUGAACAAAAAAUUAUUGUUAUUGUAUUUUUAUUUGUUUGUUGUGAUAGUAAGUGUUAUAGUAAAUAAUUGGUAACUAAGAACAAUAUUUUAGGAUUUUUAUCUAGACUGACCUGAUUUGAAACUAAAAAUAAUAUAUCUUGAGUUAAUUCAGAAAUUGGCAUAUAAGUACCUACAAAUUUAUUAAGUUUUGAGGUAUAAAAAAAACUAGCAAUUAAAAAUCAUUCUUCAAUAUAAUAUCCAAUAUAUUAUAUCUGUCUAAUGAAAACAAAAUUACAUUACCCGGCUAAUAUUAGUUUAACUUAGUUUCUCUAUUACUUUUUUACGCUAUUAGAAUAUAAAUACUAAUUUCAAAUAAUACAUUUAUUUUAAAUUUUACAUAAAUGACAGUCCUAACUGUGCAUAAGUGGAAAGGAAAAAAUAUAAUCUUUAAAUAUUUUCAAGGACGCAACUCGGACUUCUCAUGAUAAAAUUGAAAAUAUAAUUUUGAUAAAAUAUGAUUUUUGUGCAUUGUUCAAAUACCCCGAUUAAUUAAGUAGGUAGACCUUAGUUAAGUUUUAAAUUAACUGUAUUUUAAAAUCUGAAAAUAGUUUCAGUGAAUAGAGUUCUUAAAGUGUUCAUUGACACCAUUUAUAUUUAUUUACAAUUAAUUUUUCAGAGUACAGUUAAAUAAACAUUCAUUUAUCAUACUUUCAUAUAGAUAGAUAUAUACUGUGUGUUCCCACUAAAAAAUUCACUAACCUUCCAGUAGGGUUUGUCAUAAGUUAUAAAAAUAUUGUACCAAACAUCCUUAAUAAAAUCUUGGUUUAACAACCUUAAACUACUCAGGUCCACUAUUAUACGUUUUAAUCGCUUAUUUACAGGUCCCACAUUAUUUCCUGCUCACAACUUUAAAUUAGGGCUGAAUGAUUUUUCACUAUAUACUGCAUCUCACCGAAAGUGCUUGCGAUCUCUCAUACUUUAUUUGAAAGUUCUUCCUUGUAUACAAAGCAAAUUUCUUUUUUUUAUUUUUUUUAAACCCCUCAUCUCCACUCUCUUCUUAAUAUCAACUCCCAACAUGUUAUUAAUAUUAUUUUUUCUUUUAUCUUGGAGGCUGGUUUUACAAUAUUUAUAAAUUGUACUUGUAUUAUUUAAGUAUUAUAUGUGUUAAUUGUUAAUCUAUCAUAUUUUUUUACCAAACCUUUUAACAGCUAAUAAAUAAAUUAAAAACUAAUAUUAAAUUAAAGUAAACUUCAUAUUUAAUAUCUAGAAUAUUCCUAUGUUAUGUAUAAUAUAUACUAUGUUAGUUCACAAUAUUUGUAACUCACAAGUGGGUAUUUUAUUGUUAUUUUUUUUUAAACAAAAAACAAUAAGACAUGAAAUCAAAAAACAAAAAAAACAAUUUUAAAACGUUAUAAUUAAAAUAAUAUUUCAAUAUUGCACUUAUUUUAAAUGAAAAAAAAAAAAAAAAUUGAAAUGGAUUUGUGAUAUAUUUUUUUAUGUAUCUGUAAUACAAUUUCCAAUUUUUAAUUUAACAAUCUAAAAAAUGAGUUGUAUUCAUAAAUAAUAAAUAUGUUUUUUUAAAUUUAAUUACCAAAAUAUAAUUAAAAUAUUGGCCUGGAAUUUUAAUAAACAUUUUUGUUUAAAAUGUGCAAGAUUCACAUUAAAAAUUAAUUCAUUUUAAAUAUUCAUAUUCAAGUUUGACUGUGAGUAUAUCUACACAAGUAUUUUUAAAACAUUUUUUUUUUUUAAAUGUUCAAAAUGCAAUGCAAACAUGUUCAUAGAUAAAAAUAUAAAAGGCUCACCAAAUAUUUGAUUAACCUACAAAUUUUAGGUAAUGUUUAAUUAACAUAAAAUAAAACAAGGGUUAUGGAAUGUGAAUGUUAUUGAAGUGAUCAAAAAUUAAUGUUAAUUCUUACAGUAGGACAUGUCUAACUGUUUUUUUUUUUUUAUGAAUAAGCCAGUUAUUUCUAAGAUUAAUGUCCCUAGGUAUUAAAAAAUCAUAAAAAAACUAAUUCAUUAUAUUAAUAUAUAACUGAAAAAUUAUGAAUCAUUUUCAAAAAUAAUAUAAUGAUAAAAAUAAAAUGAGGUUUUUAUAUUCAGUAAAGUGAUGGGAGGAGCCUUGUUCUGACUUUGUAUUGAUCCUUUCUGUUGUGUGUGUAUGCCAAUGUGUACAGUAGUCACACCCUAGCCAUACUCCCACGCAAUAUUUUCCCUCAUUCAUUUAUUGUAUUUAUGUGACUAUAUAUAUUUAAAAAAAAAAAAAAAUGUAGAAGUGUCUUAAAUUUUGGGAGUUAUUUACAAAUCCAUGUAAAAUAAUGAAUUACUGCAUUUUUAAAAUUGUAUAUAUUUAUUUUUAUUUAAUUAUUUAAGUGCUAAAACAUUUCUUGAAUUAACCUUAUUAAUCUUUAUUUUGAGCGAUAUAAGAAAUGUAUUGUUUUUAUUAUAAUGCAUGCUUUUUUUUUCUGCCAGUGGACAUUUUUCAAUCAAAAAUUGUAUAGGUUCUAUUUUAUAUAAUUUUGAAUCAAUUAGUGCAUUAAGGAAGUUAUUUUUUGAAAAAUCCUUAUAGUUUUCUUAACAAUGAGGAAAAGCUUUAGAUAAACGAGAAUAUUUAGGUAACUCCAGUUUAAGUCAUAAUUGAUUAUGUAUUUUUUGUUUUUAUUCAGUAAGUAAUGAUUGUAGACCUGUAAUAUUUGUCAUAACUUUUUAAGUAUUUUCAAUCUUUUUCUAGAAGUGAUAUAAAUUUAAAAAUAUUUUGGCUCUUUUUGAGUUAUUUUAUUUUUAAUUUUUCGAGUUUUUUCUUUUGUCGUGUAUUAACUAUAAAACUGAAAAAUAUGACACAAGUUCAUUUUAAGUAAUCUAUUCUAAAAAUAUAGAUUUAAGGGUAAUAUCACAUAUUUUUCUUAGUGUUUGAAAUUCAAAUGUGUAUUAAGCUCAUAUAAAUCAAAAACAAAUAGUAAAUUGCAGUGGAACCUCUCUAUUUCGAACACCAGUAUCUCAAAGUUUCUGUAUGUCAAAGUUUUCUUCAGUCCUGAUCAUUCAGUAUUAGAUGUAAUUUCCCCGGUAACUUGAAGUUUCGAUAUAUGUCGUUUUUGUUUUUUGUUCCUUUAGACUUUGAGAUACCAAUGUUCUGCUGUAUCGACUUGCCUUGGAGUUGCUCUUUGUUCACAGUGAUUUAUCAUUGCAUUCAGUAUUCAAACAAAAUUAUCUCAAAUUUAUUACCUAACAUGCUCACAGUACAAAGUAUGUUAGAUUAUUCAUCAAAUUAAAAAAUUAAUUUUCUUAUAGUUAUGUUGAUAUCAUUAUCUACAAAUUUACCAGUCAUAUUUUUUUUUCUAUCUAAUAUUGAUGGAAAUACAAAUUCCAUUGAUAACUCGACAGGUUUUUGUUUUGAUUCAUUGAAUGCUUCAUCAAUACCUUGCUUAAAUUUCUCAGUGUAUUAAAUCGAACAUUUAGGUGUUUAGUUACUUUUUCUAUGGAAAUGUUAUGUUUUAGUAAAAUGACUAAAACUUUAUAAAUAUAAACUCUAUAAAUUUCCAUUAAUAUUUUAUUUCAUAAUAACGUUAACAUACAUGCAAAAUUAAAAUUGUUUUUCCCUUUUAACAACUAUUUAAUUCAACACUUGCUAUUUCCCACAAAUAACUAUGUUUGAGUGCCUACAUUACAAAUAUGAAUUUAAGCUUAGGCUAUCUGAAAAUAUAAUGAUUUAACAGUGUAUUGCUUUGCAGACCAUCUAGUCAUACUGUAAUCUUUUAUUGAACAUUUAAGACGUUCUUUAUAUCUGAGUAGAGCUAGAGUAAAAAUUGAACAAUUUUUUAAUUAUGUCAAAGAAUACUUCUAAUGCUGGUAAACUUUUUACAGCAAUAAACUUACUAAACUGUACAAUUAUAGAAUAAAUUUAGCUUAGUUUAUUACAUUGCUAGUUUGAAAUCCUUCCAUUUUCUAACCAUAUUAACUCCAUUGUCAUAUGACUGACAGUGAUAGUGGGAUAAAUCAAUAUUGUCUUUAAAUAAACUUCUCAAAAUAUCAUCUGUUAUAUUUUGUAUAAGACCAAGAAAACUUUCCAUGAUUUUACAUCCAUUUUCAUUUACAACAAUUCAACAAAUAACUUGAGAUUUUAGUCUUCAUGUGAGAUAUCUGGUGUACCGGGUGAUCCAUUUAAGUGGGUACACUGAUGAUUUCAGAAAGUUGUUAACUUUUUUCAGAAUUUGUUUUCUAGAACAUUUAAGAAACAAACAGCUCUACAAUUUUAAAUUUAUGUUAUUUUGUAUCACCCUUAUUUACUUACUCACUACCUACUUUUGAUUUUUAAAUGGCAACCUGUAUUAAAAAGUCCAUAAAAAGAUGGAGUAGUAGUUAAAAUAAAUUUUAUUACUGAAAGUUUUGAAAAAUUUGAACACAAACAUUUAUUUUAACUAAUACCCCACCUAUUUAUGGAAUUUUUAAUAUAGUUGCCAUUUGAAAAUUAAAAUUAGGUAGUAAUUUUACACCCAAAAAAUAACAUAAAUAUAAAAUUAUAAAGCAGCUGGUUUCUUAAAUGUUCUAGAAAACAAAUUACUGAAAAAAUAAAUACUUUCAGAGAUAACGACAGUAUCCAUUUAAUAAAUGGAUCAAUUUUUACAUAGAAUAAUAAUAUGUAGCAAUUAUAUUAGUUACAAUUGCAGCUAUUAGGAAUUGUAUUAAUAUAUCAAAUAUUGCCAUUUUUAUGAUGUUCAAGAUGAUCAAAAAAAGUUCAUCAAUUUUACAAAAAACACUUCUCUAUUGGUAGAUACAUAAUUAUGUGCAUUAUUCUUUUAAAACUUAUAUCCAAAGAUUUUCUUCAAAUUGUAUUGCAUUUUAUAACUCUUUGUCAAUUCUACCUUUACUAUCACACCAUUACAUUCAUUUUAACAGUGAAGUAAACGAUGAACAUUGAUAAUACUUUAAUACCGAUGUUAUAUAAUAAAUAUUACUGUUAAUCAACAAAAAUUCAUAUUAGAUAGUUGCUUUUUAAUCAAUUUCUUAUGGCCGGUCUAAUAUCGGUUUAUUUAAAUUGUAAAGUGUCGUGGUCUUGUUUUGGAAAUUUUUAACAAUAAAUGUAUUAAUAAUCGGACUAUGAUACAUUUAUUUUGAAAACGAAUAAAAAUUUAGUAAUUACCCGUUGAAUUUUUAAUUGGUUGGUAAUUUAUUUAUUUCAUAUCAUUAGAAAUGUAUGCCCUCUAAUAAUAAAACCCAGGACGCGAUCCUCGGAUUGCUGCUUCCCCUUAUAUAUUUUGAUUAGUACUGGGUGAUGGUUAAUUCACACUGUAGAGUAAUAGAGUAUUACUCUAUGAUUUACACUGGUACGUUAGCCACACUAUUUUAUACCCAUAUUAGUUUUUUAAUUGGUAUUAGUUUAAUUACAUUUUUUUUUUUUUUUAUCAAAAAAACAAAAAGACUUGUAUUUUAAAGAUGGAAUUUUUGCACUGUAACUUUUAAAACACGUUUUAUAUGGAUUUACAUUUAAAAUAAAAUAAAAAUUGAUUGAGAACAUGUAACUUUGUAUACAAUUUAGUUAGCCCAAGAAGAAAAUAUUUUCGAAUGUCAAAGUAGGUAACUACUUAUAAAAAUAUAUAUGUUUCAAUUUAAUUAAACCGACAAAAAUUCUCUGUUCUGAUAUUCUGUUUGGUUGUGUAGUGCUACAUGAAGCUGAUAAGAUGAGUAUGUAUUACUGUAUCUAGUUUUAUAUUGAUAAAAUAUUUUUUCGUGUUGUAUGAUACCACCAUACCAGUGUGAAUUUGAUUUUGGUAAAAGGUGGGUAAAAGGAAUUGUUAAAGUAGGUGUCUAAUUUAUACUUGUUAGUGGAUAGAGGGUUACCAUAGACAUUUAAUUUGGAAUAGUGUCAAUGCGGGAUGUUGGUUAUUUGUGAUAAGGGUGGGGUGAACAAUAUUAAAAUAAUGAAAUAAAAACAAAAAAAAAAACAUUUAUUAUUAGAAGGACACGAGAAAAAACUAUUUUAGUUUUGUAUAUUUUCUUUUAAUGGGAAUAGGCAAAGUUAUUUGGAAUAAUAGCUAAUAUAUUGAUAUACCGAGAAAAAAUUAGUAUUGAACCAACUUUGUGCUGCCUGCUAUGUAAAAUAUAUAUUUUUUUUAAAAUAAUUAAAAUAAUUUUAUAUCAAUAUUCUUAAAUCUAACAUUAAGAAAAACAUAAAAUAUAAUGGAAUACCACAACCACACUACCAUUUAUCUCAGUGUAACUAAUGGGCAACAUAUCAAGAUUCCAUUACUUCGCAUGUAAAUUGUGGAGUUUUAGUUGUAGUUAAAACACAACAAAUAACAAAAUUUAAAAAUGAAAAUAUUUUCGAAAGCUAUACAUUAAUUUUAGUUAAAAAUUUGUACUAAGAAAAUUUACAGCUAUGUUGGGUUUUAUUAUUUUUAAAUAGCUGCAAGUUUUUAACGCCUUUGUCUUCCUGGUUUUAUUGUUGCUUAUAUAUUGUAUUUAUGUUUUUUUUUUUUUCAUAUAAAAUAUAAGUGUUCAUUUAAUAAAGGAUUACAUUUUUGAUAUUUUUUGGUUGGUUAUUGUCAAUUAAAUAAAAAAAAAAUUAAAAAUAGUCACUUUUUAUGUUAAUUUUUGAGAUGUAAGCCUGAAUUAUUUGAUAAACAAUUGACUCAACAUGUUCUAGACCUAUACUUAGCUUACAAAUUUACGAAAUUUUAAAAUCUAUCUCGUUUUUUAGUUAAUAGGUACUUUAGUACUUUUAAUUUACUAUUUUAUAAUAUAAAUAUUUUUGAAAAAUUACAUUCUAAAGUAAAGCACUUUUUAGUAAUCAAAUUCGCUAAUUGAUUAUUAUUAUUAUGUUUUAUUGGCUGUACACUUAUUUCUCUCUGAACUUUAAAAUAUUAUUAAAUAUCACAAAUUUAAUGAAAAUAAAAAGUUGAUACAUCAAAAUUGUCAGAAUAAAACUCUAUAAAAUAGCUAUUUUUAAAUUUUUCAAAAUAUAAAAUAAAAGUAAUUUUUUUAAGUUUAUUACCAAAAUAUAAAAAUUAGUUGAAGUAUAAAUAUUUGUGGUACUUAUUCUUGUUCUUAUACUUAUUCUUAAAAAAAAAAAAAUAGAAUUUGAUUAUGUUAAUUAUUUCCAGAGAUAGUGCAAUUGGUAUAUAUUUGUGGGACACCUGUAUAUAUACAUAAUACAAUAACUAGUAUAUAAAUAUUAUUGGAUUUUAAUAUUAGUUUAAAAGUUUGUUAUUUAUUUAAGUAAAGCUAUAGGUAUAUAUUAACCAAUUUAUUUAAUUUUAAUUUGUAGUAUUCAUUAGUUAGUAGAUUAGUUCUGCUUAUAAAUGGUAAUAUUACAUACAAACUAAUUAAUUGGUUUAUUAUCAUUUAUAAUAUUAUUAAAGCUAUUUGACCAAAAACAAUUUUUCAUUAAUUUAAUUAAUAAUUUGUUUUGAUUUCAGGUUUUAAACUUAGUCAGUUACCUAAUUAAGUGGUCAACUUUUAAAGUUAUUACAAGUAAUACUGUUAGUUACAUAUUUUAUAUUUCUGAUCAUUUUGGCGUCCCAGAAUAAAACAUCGGUCGUAUGCCUCAUAUUAAUCCUAGGAUGACAUCUAGAGUGUCCUCCUCCAUUUUUUUCACAGUGGAGGUGGGCGAUACCAAGUUCACUAUUUUAAAAAGAUAUCAGAAUUUAAAGCCUAUCGGAUCUGGUGCACAAGGCAUUGUUUGGUAAGCAUAUUCUACUGAAUCUAUGCAUUUAUUUUGUGUUCAAAUAGGUAAGCAUGUUUAUAUUUAUUUGUAGUUCAUUUUAUAAGUAAAAUUGAUUACAGGAUAAUCUAAGGAACGUUCUUUUAUAUUAAAUUGUAUAUCUUAUACUGACAUAUACUAAUCAUAUAUAAUAGACCAAAACUAUAAUUACCUAUACUUAAAAUUAAAAUUUAUAAAAUAUUGAAUCUAAAAUUAUCAAUUGUAGAAGAUUAAGAUAUAUAAUAUAAGAUAAUAAUAAUAUAUAUAUUCACUUUCAAUGUUUUAAAUAUAUUACCUAUACAUUGUUUAAUAACAUUAAAAAAAACAAUGAAUUCUAAAAUAUAGAAUUAUACAAUAUAUAAUAGUAUAAAUAAUUUUAUAAAACAAUCAUAAAUUUAAAUAAAAACUACUUGGAAAAUCAAAAAAUGAAUUACUCACUCAUUAACUAGAUAAAAAUAUUACAAAAAAGUUGUCUUGGUUCUCUCUCUCUUGAUUGGAUCGUUUUCUGUUUGAAAAAUUAUUAACAGGCAGAAAAUACAAAUACAUAUAGUAAAACCAAUAGAUUCCCUACUCUGUUCUGAGUAAAAGAUUACCUGAAUAUUCAAGUGCCCUACCAUAUUCUACUUAUUUUUAUCUUUGUUAAUAUUUAAUUUUUUUAAAAAAAAAAAAAAAGAGCGAUAUUGGAGAUGGGAGCGGCUACUGUUGUAGGUAAGAAGUUGGGCAAAUAAAAUACAUAAGGUUUUUUUAUUUAUAUUUGUAAGGAACUAUAAACCAUUGCUUGAUGAAAAACGAUUCGAGCGUAGUUCGCAAAUUUUUUUUGUGAAUUUGUUUAAAUUUGAUUUCAAAACGCUUAUUAAAAAAAAUUUGUCUGAUGAUUUUGGAACUUCAACCACAUCUAUAUAAGUCCAAUAUAAGUAUCAUUAUCUAUUUUCAAAUCUCUAUGUGUAUUUAUAACACAAUUACAGCAAAAGCUUCCAAAAAUUAAAAUUCCUUAAAAGCUCAACAAUUUUAUCGAUGAUAUCUUAAGAAAGUAAAUCAAAAAGACAUUAAAAAAGGUAUCUUGUGAUUUUUUCGAUUAAAUCAUUUGUUUUUAUAAAAUAAUAAAAUCGUGAAAUUGUACGUUUUCCUACGUUUUUUCUCACUUAAGUGCUUUUAUUUAAAAACUAGUGUUGAAAAUCAAAAAACGACCUUUCUAAAGUAGAAUUGAGACAACUUGAGUUUUCAUAAAAGUUGCUACUUGUAAAAAUUGGAGCUAUAAGAUAGUGAUUCCCUAUCUUGUAAUGUGAUAGUUUUUGAAUAUCAAUCUUUCACACUCCUUCUCUAGAAAGUAAAACAACUUUUUCUAUGACACUAUUCAUCGUAUUAUUUGUAUGUAUCUUAGAUUAAAAUUUUGAAAAUAAUAUUUUUUAUAAAUCUGAUACUUUGAUAAUAAACAUUUAAUUUGUCUCUAAGUACAUGUAUUCCUUAAAGAAAAUCCGAUUUGAAAUUAAAAAAAAAUUGUUUUUUUAAAUUUAAUGUUAACAGAUAUACACAUUUGUAGAACAUGAUGGGAUAUUCAUUAAAAAAAGAACUAAAUCAAACAAUAUAGCAAUUAUUAACCUAUACUAAAUAAAAUUAAUUAGAUUAACAAUAUACAUUUUUUAAAAUUUAUUUGGUCUAUUAUGAAACAAGACAUUAACUAGAGAAAGUUUUGAACAGACUGAAUAUGCAUUUAUGUCAUUCUUUUUUAUUAUUAUUUUUAAAUUUAUUUAGUUAAAAAAUACUUUUAGUUCUUGAAAUAACAUUGUAUUAUGUAAUUAUUUUUGCUCAUUAAAAAUGGUAAAACUUAUAUGAAGAAUAAAAAUCAAUAAUGGACCAAUUGCUAAAAAGUUGGUUUUAAAUUAUUCCUGCUAUAACCUCAGGCUCCGGCACAUAGCUCUCGCCUCAUUUUAUCAGGCCUUAUCUCACUACUAUUAAGAUCGUGGCACAUAGCAAUAUGUAUAGGUUGUUGAUGAUGGCACAUAGUUUAAUUUUUAAAACCUAACUCAAUAUUAUAUUUAUUUUUUUGGCUCAGCCCGUUAAUGAUUUCUAGUCUUCAUAUUUUAUUAGUAAUAUUAGAUUUAUUAAUCAUUUAAAUCUUGUUAUUUUAGUUAUUAAAUACAAAUUAUAUUGAACAAUUUUACACGUCCUUACAAAAUAUUAGUAUUAAAUUAUAAUGCCACUUAGCCAUAAACUUUCACAGUUUCAUAUAGUAAAAGGAACUCUCGUCAUAUGCUAUCUAUAACCAAAAAUGUAUUUACCACAGUUGAAAUCUACUCCAUCCUGUUCUGAGUUUUUUUUUACAUCUAAAAACGACUUAAUUCUUAUUAUUGUGAAAACAAAAUUUUGCAAAAAAUAAAAAAAAAAAAUCCCUAAAUGAGUAGCUUUAAUGUUCUGUAUCUGCAUACUGUAUAACACAAUAUAUACAUGUAUAUAGGUAUUUUAAAGACUAAACACAUCUGGUGUAAAGUAAAAAAAACUAGUUUAUCCCGAAAUUAAAUAUAUAUAACUAUACUUCUGAUAUAGACAUAUAUGCACACUGUCAACAUCCGACUCACAUUUAUCGCCUGAGACGUAGAUAACAUAAAAUGCAAUCAGCGUUCUUGUAGAUGACAUAUGAUGCGAGUUUCUUGUAAAAUAGUUGUAAAACAUUGGUUUUUUCAUAUAUUUAUCUGAAAUAUUACAUACAUUUUAAACUGUAUAUAAAUAUGAUUAAAAGCACAAAUUGUGCUGUAGUUAGUUCUUAGUAUUUGUUAAAAAUUAUAAUUUUUGCCAUUUUUCAUAAAGCACGAUCGCAUGAACAUAUAUUGUUAUAAGUAUGUGUUAAAGUUACAUUUUUUGUUUCUGUAGUUGCACUAUUUUUGUUUUUUUAUUUUUGUGUUUCGUAAAGUUGAUUUUGAGUUUAUCCACAAAAUGCUUGGAACACAAUCAAGGUUUGUCCAAAGACCUCAAAAUACACCAGACACCAUGACUAAAGUAGCUGAUAUGUUCUAUACUUUGGUAUUUGGUGAUACUGAAUUUUCAGUUCCCAGACGAUAUGUUGAUCUUGUACCAAAAGGUUUAGGUGCUCAGGGCAUGGUGGUGUAAGUACUAAAAUAUUUUUUAUAGUACUAGGUAAAACAAAUUUUUAAUUUCUUUUAGUGCGGCCAUGGAUACUAUAACACAACAAAGUGUUGCUAUUAAAAAGCUUUCCAGGCCAUUUCAAAAUGUUACACAUGCAAAACGAGCAUAUAGAGAGUUCAAACUUAUGAAACUAGUUAAUCAUAAAAAUGUAAGCAUUAUAAAUUACAAUUAACUAAUAUCCAAGUAUUUAAUUAAUAUAUAUAAUUUGUUUUACUAUUUUGUGUAAAUAAAUAUUAAUUUGUUUCCAAUUAUUAGAUAAUUGGUUUACUAAACGCAUUUACUCCACAAAGGACAUUAGAUGAUUUUCAAGAUGUAUAUUUGGUAAUGGAACUAAUGGAUGCUAAUCUAUGUCAGGUGAUUCAAAUGGAUCUUGAUCAUGAACGAAUGUCUUAUCUUUUAUAUCAAAUGUUAUGUGGUAUUAAGCAUUUACAUUCAGCAGGAAUUAUUCAUAGGGUUUGUAUUAUAAAUAUUUAAUUAUAUUUUAAGUUAAUUACUUACAUUUUAGUAUAACACAUGAUAUUUUAGGACCUGAAACCUAGUAAUAUUGUUGUAAAGUCUGACUGCACAUUAAAGAUUUUGGAUUUUGGAUUAGCUAGAACAGCUGGAACUACAUUUAUGAUGACACCGUAUGUUGUUACUAGAUACUAUCGUGCUCCUGAAGUAAUAUUGUAUUAUAAUUUAUCAUAAAUAAAGUUACCUAAUAAAAUUAUAUUUAUUUUUAGGUAAUUCUAGGCAUGGGUUAUAAAGAAAAUGUAGAUAUUUGGUCAGUUGGCUGUAUUAUGGGUGAAAUGAUUAGAGGAGGUGUACUUUUUCCUGGAACAGACCAUAUAGAUCAAUGGAAUAAAAUUAUAGGUUAGUUAAAAUAUUUUUUAAAUGAUAACGAAUUUAGACCUAUAGAUAAUAUUUAUUAUUAAAAUAACAAUUAUUACUAUAGAACAAUUGGGUACGCCAUCACAAGAAUUUAUGAGACGCUUGCAACCGACUGUAAGAAAUUAUGUCGAAAAUAGACCUCGUUAUCCAGGUUAUUCAUUUGAUCGUUUAUUCCCUGAUGUACUGUUUCCAUCAGAUUCUUCUGAACAUAAUAAACUAAAAGGUAUAUAUUUAUUUUUAUAUUAAAAUAUAUUAUAUGUAUUUAAAAGUACACAAACAAAGUAAAAUGAAAUUACUAAAUUAAUAUUAAUUAUUAAUAAAAAAAAGUACUGAAUUUUACAUUUUGACUCUAUUUUUUUAGAAAAUAAUUAAUAUAAUAUGAUAAAUUUGCGUUAUAUGUAAACAUUGUACUUCUACAAGUUGCUCAAAUCUAUAGUUACCUAUACAAUUUAUUAGGGCAUUGUUUAUUUAUGAACGAUAACAAUGAAAUAUUAUUAUUUUUAUUUUUACAAACUGUUCAACAGCAUCUGCGAAUAUCAUCUUGAAAAUGGUUUUUUUUUUUAUUAUUUAAGCAAUUCAUAUGGAUUGGGAGUUUACCUUGAUUCAUUUUGAAUUUUGUUCAUCUAAGUUAUGAAGAUCUUAUUAUUGUAUAUAGUUGAAUAAUGUAUCUAUUAAAUUUAAAUUAGUUGAUAUACAAUUUUCAUUCCUACUACCAAAUAUAAAUUAAGCAUACUUAAUUGUUGGAUUUAAUGCUAUUAAUUUCUAAAGUUUAAAGGGCGGCAAUGAAUAAGUGUUAAUAACUUUUUUUUAUUAUGGACAUUAACAAUUAGUUAUUAUUUUUUAAAAUAUUAAAGGUAUUGCAAUUAAUAUUAAUGACAAAAAUAAAUAAAUAUUUAAUUUGUAUUCUAUAUUAAAUUAACUGAAUUUACAUUAUUACAUUAUAGCAAGUCAAGCACGUGAUCUUUUGUCACGAAUGUUAGUAAUUGAUCCAGAAAAACGUAUAUCUGUUGACGAGGCAUUGCUACAUCCAUAUAUCAAUGUUUGGUACGAUGAAAGUGAAGUAAAUGCACCAGCACCAGGACCAUGGGAUCAUUCAGUUGAUGAACGUGAACAUACUGUUGAUCAAUGGAAAGAGCUGAUUUAUCAAGAAGUUAUGGAGUAUGAUCCAACUACUGCAGCAGCAGCAUCUGCUAAUGAACCGCAACCAAGCCGAUAGACUUCACUGAUACAGUUUACCUCCGUCCAAUGUCUGACAACUGUGUCAUAAGUUUAGUAUUAAUAAAGUUGUAGGCAUAGUCUUCCAUAAUUCGAAGGUAAUUUAAAUUUAUUAAUUCUUUUGAAAAGGACGAAAUUUCUAUAAAAAUGAAAUCAUUAAAUAAUUAUAGUUGUACUUUAUAAGUAAAUUUUUGAGAAAAAACUGUCCAAAUUUUGGAUUUUUUUAAAAAGAAAUUUUCUUAUGAGAAAAAUUAUCGAAAUAAAACCUAACAAAUUAGAAAUUAACGGUUGUGAGUUUUUUUUUCUUUUUUUUUUAAUUAGCAUGUUUAAAUAACAUAUAAGCUCGCUGUAAAUAAAUAUACAUAUUUAUAAGGGCAAUAUAUAAUCUGUAAAUUAAGAUUUAUAAAUAAGUAAAUUAUAAAAUAAUUAUACAUAGUAUGAAUAAUGUAAAAUCUUGACUGUUUCUACCCUUGCAGACUAUUAUAAGUGCAGAAUGUAACUUACUGAUGUGCGAUAUUAUAUUUAUAUUAUUAUUAUUAUUAUUAUUAUUAUUACUUUUUUUUGCCUUAACUUAUGAUUGGUAAAAAUAUUGAUCUCAAUAUAACUAAUUAUUACCCAUUGUUUUACUAAAUCUAUUCUAAGUAUAAUGAUUCUAUACUUAAUAGAACUAAGUACUUAUUACUUAUUCACAGCAUAUAUUUUACUUUUAGUCAAUUGUUUUCCACCAUCUUAUUUAAUUAGUUUAUUUGAGUUGUUCUCAAACUAAAUUUUACAUGUACAUUUACAUACUGUGUAUUUAUAGGUCUGUAAGGGUAGAUAUAAAUUGUUGAGAUGUUAAGCCUUUUUUUUUUUAGAACUUCUAGGCUAAUUAAAUUCUGUAAAACUAUAAAUAUCUUUGUAUAUUAUUGCUCAUAUUAAAUUGAGCUAUGAUAUUUUCUAUGAAUAUCAAAAAUAAUACAUUUAUUUAUAAUGAAAAAAUAUAAAAAUCUCCCCAAAAAAAUAAAUAGAUUAAACAGUGGUUUUUUA